CGCAAAUAUCGCGGCCGUGUACGACCAGUGGACGAAUCAAAACAAAGACGGACGUGGUGUACGGCAGUUUCGUUGCAAGUUGCGGGGAUUUUCGUCUUAAAUUCAACGCAACAAGAGCAAAAAAAGUUGCGAUUUCAUCAUUCAUUUCUCAGUGCCUGGUGCAGUAAACUUGGUCUUCAGAACGUACGAUUCGCCAGUGGGAAUUGUUUAGCAAAUCUGUGUAGUUCGGAUCCACGUCAACGCAAACAAAGGGCGGCGAAGAAAAUCUGACGGCAGUCGUACAAACGCCAUUUCAGGCCGCUGGUUCCGUGUGUAAGUGCGCAAAUUUCCGUAGCGGGCAUACGACCUGAUUGCGAGAGUAGCGGAGUUUUUGUAAACGGAAACGGUUGAAAUUCUGUUGUUGAAUCGAGGAGCCAGUGCCAUUGAAUUUGCAAGCGUGCCCCACAAGUGAGGAAUGCGUUGUUGAUUCUCGGCGACCUCGAGUUCUCCACAUUUUCAGUGAAUUCAUCAGCGGCUCCAUCAAGCGAGAGCUUUUGUUUUCAAAAGUUUCGUAUCUGUGUUUCUUCUAUUGCCUGCAGACCACUCAACACGACAAAAAUGACGACCACACCACCCAAAACAGGAGACGACUUAUUAGGCGAAUCAUGGAUUGAAUUGAACCCAAGCGGAACUGGUGUUAAGAGCCCGGACAGAAUUACACCAUUGCCAUUUUCAUCUGGAGAAGAGUACUUAAGAUUAUUACGUGAAGCUCAAAGAGAAUCGAAUCAAUCAAGUAGAGUUGUUUCAUUGGCCAGUUCCAGACGUGAUACACCCAGAGAUAGCCCGAAAUCACCUCCUAACAGUCCAAAUACAGAAUUAUGCCCAGAUGAAGAACUCAAAAAUGUAUAUAUCAAUUAUUGGGGUAAAGAGGGUGAAGCGCAAAAAGAUACAGACUGGAUUUGGGAGUGGAGCAGUCGACCCGAUCAACAACCACCAAAAGAUUGGAAAUUUGAGCAUCCCAGACGACGAACGCCUGGCUAUUCAAUUCGCUUAGCUAAAGUUGGAAAGAACUCCUUAUUCUCCAGAGAAGUCUUAUAUUCGCUUUUGUUAACAAAUGUAUUGUCACUGCUUGUCGGAGCUGGACUAGGAUUAUGGCUAAGCAAACGAGGAAUAUUAUUCACACGGGUGGUGAUUGACUAAGGAUGGAAUAUCCUAAACAAGAGAAGUAGAACGGGAAAACUUGUUUGAUGGCUCAUGGGAGAAUGAAUGCUUUUUAUAUACCGGAUGAUAAAACGAUAACAAUUUUUAUACAACAUGAUUUAAAAAUAAUCUAACGCUACACACAUUACACAUAAUAACAAAAAGAUACAUCAUAAAAUUAUGCUUCUAUGAACAGACAUGGACAGGAAAAUAAUUUUAGAACAACUACAUUAUACAAUUAUUAAUUAAUCAUAUUGAUAAAGAAAAUAUUUUUACUAAAUCAGAAGCAGAAAAGGCAACAGACUGUCGUUUCUGUGUAUGAAAAAUAAGAAAAUUUGUAAUGAGUGGACCUCUUCGUUUCACUCUUUAUUUUUUAUUUAAAUUAUUCCUUUUAUUUUUAAUGCAAUUGUUAUUGAAGGAAAAUGUUUAAUUGAAAAUUUUUAACGAAAAGAUAGAUAAAUACUUCAAUGUGAACUGUGAAGAAAGAGCGUUUAGUUUGUAGUACGAAGAAGGCAUUUUGAAAUCGAAAAAUAUAUAUAAAUUCGGCUUUAGAACUUUUAACUUAACAAUCAUCACUCUUUCAUGCUGUUUGAAAGUGCUUUAUAUUUUUAUUUUUUAUGAUAAAAUUGAGUAUCACAGUGUGUUGGGUUGGUCACCAGUUGAUGAACACGGGUGGUGGUCGAACGCGACAUCUACCCUUUCGAUUGAGAAGGUGAUGCAUAACUAUACACUACAAGAUUUCCUGCGAAUUUAUCCUUUAAUUUUAUGGGAAGAUAUAUAGUUUUUGUUAUGGCGGAAAAUCACUUUCAAUGACUGGAAUUAUACAAUGGAAUAUGCCCUCUUAAAUGACUGCAUAAAUUAUACAGAAAGUAGAAGGAUAAGGUUUCUAUUGUGACUGUAUUUUUUUCGGUGAUCUUAAAAUUACCACACUUUUAAAAAAAAUUUGAAGAUUUUUUGGUAACCACUAGAUGUUUUUAAAAUAUAUCUAUUCAAAUUUAA
Hermetia illucens (black soldier fly) is the source of this 2178-nucleotide messenger RNA. RefSeq names its product BCL2/adenovirus E1B 19 kDa protein-interacting protein 3 (gene BNIP3). Gene Ontology annotation, cellular component: mitochondrial envelope; nucleus; mitochondrial outer membrane. Gene Ontology annotation, biological process: mitochondrial outer membrane permeabilization; positive regulation of apoptotic process. Lineage: Eukaryota; Metazoa; Arthropoda; Insecta; Diptera; Stratiomyidae. The record is from RefSeq and is a predicted model, not a curated record. The coding region runs from base 598 to 1179 and encodes 193 amino acids. The transcript is spliced from 6 exons.